AGAAAGCUGUGAAUUGUGAAUGGUAGAAAUAAAAGGUGUGAGAUUCAUAGUGAUGCAAAUCUCUUUGAAGUACAGGAUUGGGCAGCUGUACAUGAUCAGCAAACACAGCCACGAGCAGAGCGAUCGAGGCGAGGGCGUGGAGGUGGUGCAGAACGAGCCGUUUGAGGACCCCACAUAUGGUUCUGGACAGUUCACAGAGAAACGCGUCUAUCUCAACAACAAGCUUCCCAGCUGGGCGCGAGCCGUUGUUCCCAAGAUCUUCUACGUAACAGAGAAGGCAUGGAACUAUUACCCCUACACAAUCACUGAGUACACAUGUUCUUUCUUGCCGAAGUUUUCCAUUCACAUAGAGACAAAAUACGAGGACAACAACGGCUGCAAUGACAAUAUUUUUGACGAGCCCAGAGAUGAGGACACUGAGGUGUGUUUCAUUGACAUUGCAUAUGAUGAAAUCCCAGAGCGUUACUUCAAAGAAUCUGAGGACUUACGCUACUUUAAGUCAGAGAAGACUUCACGGGGUUUGCUGCAGGAGGGCUGGAGAGAUACUCAGGACCCCAUCAUGUGCUCCUAUAAGUUAGUGACGGUGAAGUUCGAGGUGUGGGGACUGCAGACACGCGUGGAGCACUUUGUUCACAAGGUGAUAAGGGACGUGCUGUCACUAGGUCACAGACAGGCCUUUGCCUGGGUGGAUGAGUGGAUUGACAUGACAAUGGAGGAGGUGAGAGAGUACGAGCGUGCCACACAAGAAGCCACCAAUAAGAAGCUAGGCACAUUCCCCCCAGCCAUCAACAUCAGCACGACGCCUCUGCCAUCCUGUGCACACAGCGGACCAUCCAGUGCCCCAUCCACCCCUCUCUCCACAGAAGCCCCAGACUUCCUCUCUGUGCCCAAAGACAGACCACGCAAGAAAUCAGCACCAGAGACUCUUACACUCCCUGAUCCAGCCAGACGAGACUCCAGCUAUCGGCUGCCGAGCCUCUUCUCCUGGGGCUCCAGUUCCCGUCAGCCUGAAUGACCCACCUAUGGAAGAGCCCGAGAUCAGUAAUGCAGCUUUCAGAAACGUGUCUACUAGGCACACACUCACAGCAAGCCAGUCUCUGUUUAAACUAGGAGAGAGACAUAAAUACACAUGCAAAGUGGCUUUCCAACCUCUCCAAGCUCUUACUGUACACAGGGGUUCAGUCGAGAUCUAAUCUGCCAUUGAAAAGUGCAUUCCAGCUUUUCAAAAGAAACUUAGUUAACAGUUUACAAUAACUCAGGAGUUGUUUAGUUGUGUUACCCUUUUUUUCCCUUACUACUAGUUAUGUAGUUUUAUUAUUUCAGAUGGACUGACUGUGUAUGCUAUUUGAGGUGGAAUAUACAGUACAAAAUACAUGAUUUUAAUGGAAUAGAUCCUGAUCCACAUCUAAAAUAAUGCAGAGUUUCAACAUUUUCAAUGUAUUUUUGAGUAGAUACUGGAGUUUGGUUUUCAUUUUGGUUGAAUGACUAGUUUGGCACUGCUGUCCAGUACAGAAAAGGUCCCAGUGUUGCUGAGUAUUGUAAUAAAUGUACUACGGAUCAUAAGAAUAUUAUAAGACUGGACUGAUUCUGCAAAGCAAAUAAAAUGCCUCUAUUUCCUAACAAUAAUGUCAGCCCUGAAAACCACUGAGGACCUACUGUUGUGUCUCAGUCUAUUGCAGGAUAUGUGGACUACCAAGUUUCUGUAUAUAUUGUAUCUCAUCAUCAUCCUUAAUUAAUGAUCACCUAUUAUUCAUUAACGUUACCAUUUAUGAUAAUUAAGUAUAUUGUAUUUUUCAUGCUAUUUUCAUGGUAUAACAGUAUGUGGUGUGUUAUCGUAUGUAAAUAGAAAAUCCGGUGUGCAAGGAAUACUUUCCAGGAUGUCUUGAAUGCUGUAUACUCUUUAUGUGCAAAGGAAUGCUUGCUGUUGGUCAAUGUGUACUUUGUGAAUGUAUAGGCUUGUUGCUGUCAAUUGAUCACAUAAAAUCGGUUUCAUUCUUUUCUGAGAGACGGCAGCAUCAAGCACAUGGCCAUAUGAAUCAGUUCUUUGAUGUAAACAUCUGGCAUGAAAAUAAAGCUUUAACUCUUGA
This is a messenger RNA of Tachysurus vachellii, 2087 nucleotides long. RefSeq names its product phosphatidylinositol transfer protein cytoplasmic 1a (gene pitpnc1a). The record is from RefSeq and is a predicted model, not a curated record. Bases 20 to 1015 code for a protein of 331 amino acids. Gene Ontology annotation, cellular component: cytoplasm. Gene Ontology annotation, biological process: phospholipid transport. The transcript is spliced from 9 exons. Gene Ontology annotation, molecular function: phosphatidylinositol binding; phosphatidylinositol transfer activity. NCBI's taxonomy places the organism in Eukaryota, Metazoa, Chordata, Actinopteri, Siluriformes, Bagridae.